GAAGCUUGUUGCUUAAAUCUGUGCAGAGACAUAAAGUCCGCAGGAAACAACCAGCGUUAAAUCUGCGAACGAGUGGAAACUAAAGUGCGGUUGAGUCCGUCUGUCCCGGGGACACUGGACACCUCGUUGUCCCCAGCUCCAGACGGGUGCCGCCGCCGUGUCGUCCCUGCCCGAGCUGCUGCUGCUGCUGCUGCGUGGUCGCCGUCUCCUCCGGGAUGAUGAGAUCACCAAUAGAAAGUGCCUUUGAGAAGAUAUCCCCAACUUGAAGUUGAUCUGUGUACAUUGGUCUGUGUCUAUGCUGUUCUUAAGACCAGACUCAAGCACCAGCACAGGAUUUCUCAGCUGCAAGCACUUCACCACUUUGCACAGGUUUAGCACCUGAUAUUAAGCUAAAAUAGAUAGAGCCAUAAUUGUGAAUUAUGACCUGAUAAUGACUAAAGGAACAAGUCUACAUUAAAUUGUACUCACUUGACUGAUAUUUAUGGGCAGUAUACACUUGAAGUAGACAUAAAAAAAAAGAAAACACAACUACCAUUUUUUCCCAUUGAUGGGUGAUUUGUCGGCUAUCUCAUCUUUCUGUUCCAGCUGAUGGAGGACUCACCAGGUUGUCUUAAAACAGGACUUUGUUCAUACGGUCAACCUACAGCUUUCAGUGCAUGAGGCGCACGACAACAAGAUUGACUUUAAAAAUUGAAUGCACUAGUAAAAUCUUUGGACAUGGCGUUGAACCUCUCUUCAGUAAGAGACACAAAAUGGCUAACCCUGGAGGUGUGUCGGCAGUUUCAGCGGGGAAACUGUUCUCGUAGGGAUGACGAAUGCAAAUUUGCUCACCCACCGAAGAGCUGCCAAGUUGAAAAUGGUCGAAUUAUUGCCUGCUUUGACUCGCUGAAGGGCCGAUGCUCAAGAGAAAACUGCAAGUACCUUCAUCCACCUUCGCACUUAAAAACCCAGUUAGAGAUAAAUGGGCGCAACAAUUUAAUCCAGCAGAAGACUGCAGCAGCUGUACUCGCCCAACAGAUGCAGCUUGUGAUGCCCGGACCUAGUCUGCAGUCUAUGGGACUUGGCACAAAUACUGGUUAUGGUUCAUACAUGACACCAAUGAGCCAUGGAAUGAGCCAUGGAAUGAGCCAUGGAAUGAGCCAUGGAAUGAGCCAUGGAAUGAGCUUGGUUCCCUCAGACAUCCUCCAAAACACCUCAGUUCUUCUUCCCGGGAGUCAACCUUUGACAGUCCACAGUUCCUCUUCUUCCUCCUCUUCCUCUCCCUCACAGAAGCUGCAGCGUUCAGACAAACUAGAGGUCUGUCGCGAGUUUCAGCGGGGGAACUGUGCGAGAGGGGAGACAGAUUGCCGCUUUGCUCACCCCAGCGACAGUCCCAUGAUUGACACCACUGACAAUACUGUCACUGUUUGCAUGGACUAUAUCAAGAGCCGCUGCUCCCGGGAGAAGUGCAAGUAUUUUCACCCGCCUGCACACUUGCAGGCCAAAAUCAAGUCCAGUCAACAACAACAAGUCGGUCAGUCAGCCGUCGCAGCCCAGGCUGCAGCAGCAGCGACUCAGUCGACUGCCAAAGCAAUGAAGCGACCCCUCGAGGCAACUGUAGACCUGGCCUUUCCCCACAGUGUCCUACAAUCCCUACCAAAGAGACAAGCCCUAGAGAAGAGCGGCUGGGUCAGCUCUCUCCUUAGCCCCAGUUUUUUGCACUACCAUCAGGCUCUGGCCAAUGCGCAGAUGCAGCAGCAAACAGCAUUUUACCCCACAGGGUCUGUCUUUUGCAUGGGUCCACAUAACAGCAUGGAUCAUCCUCAAGUAACCACCAGAAACAGGAGUCAGUGCCAUGUUGCUGCUGUUAAAGGUUCCAAACAGCCGAUCUGUAAAUACUCUGUGAACGCCACACACCACACACAACAAGCUGCAUGCUGAUAAACAUCACUGGUGGAGAACUUGUAGACUCAAAUUUAAUCUAUGGUAAUAAAUGACGUAAGGAUUACUAGGAUUAUACUCUGCUAGAUAAAUGUCACAGAAGAUUAUUGUAUGUGCAUGCCUUUGCACCUGAAUUAACAUGCAUCCUCAGUAAUGUGCAGAACAUCCUGGUCCCUAUUUCCCAAACCAAUUCUGACAUGGUCAGAGGGCGUUCAGCCUCUUAAUGAGCUGAAAUCCACCGGGUCUCAAAUUCUCUUAUCACAGCCUCAUGAAUAAAAAUUUGCUUUUCUUGACAAAGUCAAACAGGAAACAAAUCGAAACCAGACCAAAAUUGAUUUCACUCACAAGUGUAAGUUACACUAAGAGUGUACGAGUUGAGCAUUGCACAUCCAAUCUGAGAUCAGUUCUCAGUGUGUCCACAGAACAUGUUAAUGCCGGGUGUAAUUGGGACCUAUAUUGGAGCUUGUUUAAAUUCUAUCAGCAUAUAUUUCUUAUUUGAAUGUCUCAUAUAACCUAAGUUUUUUCACAUAAAUGAUUGUUUAUCUAGUGCCAGAUUUCAUUAUUCUAAGCUUACUCAUAAAAAGCACUUAUUUUAACUUUAAACUCAAAUGUUCAAAUUUCAUUGGACAGCAGGCUGUGGGGGUAGUCGGUCUGUGUUUUUUCUCUUGUUAUCCCCAGAAAGCAGGAUCAGUGCUCCACCUCCUGGUGUGCCUUUGCAUUGCAUAUACUGUACAUAAUAUUUGUUGGUAGGAAGUAAAGCAGCAGUAUUUCAAACUGUUAAUUUCCCCCACCUUUGUUAUCCCCAAAAAAAGAAAAAACUUUGUGGGUUAUUGGGCAACGUGAUGGUCGACUCCUUGAUGUACCCGGGUGGUGGUUUUCUCUUCUGGGGCAGGUCUCACAAAGUCUUAACUAGGUCAAACUUAUAACUUAAUAUAUUCACACUUCAGAUUGAUCUUUGAUUCUUUGUUGUACAAAGCUGUUUAGUUGUUUGCUGUAGGAAGUGGGACUAAUUGGGCAAAUUAAGAUCUUUCAUGAGGUUCCUGUAUUGUUCUGUUCAACUUGAAAAUCUUUUGUUUUGUGAAAGACUCUCAGUUACGGGACAUUUUAGCGGGAGUGUUCAGUGAAGACUGUGACACUAAGUGUACAAAGACACGUAUAAAAGUAUAACAUGUCAAUGCAGUGCAGCAGAGAUGAGCUACUAUGGCUCCUUAACGGACUCAGAACCUCUGUUAACUUAUCACUCGGGUUUAGAAACUUCCAUGAGCAAAACCCUUCUUAUUAUCCACAACAUUACAAGAAAACCUCAACCCUAACCCUAACCUUAACCCCCCCUUAGUCCUGACAAAGGUUUCAGUGUCAUUAAGCUCAUGUGGGCUGGGACCUUGUGUGUGCGUGACACAAAAUAGAACUCAUUGGCUUUAUGCUACAACCCAGUCUGAAAGUUCUUUGUGAAACCAGCCCCUGGCUUGAAGACGAGCCUCCACAGCCAUUAUAGUUAACUCAGUAACGGGGUGUGUGAGUACUGUGUGACUCCUGUGAUCCUAUAACGUUUGAGUUGAAUGGUGUGUGAGCUGUUAGUCUUAAUACGACAGUCAGCUGUCAGUACUGUAUUAUUUGAAAUUUACAAGUGCCUAAUGAAUUCUGCAUGCAAUGACAUCAAAGCAUAUUUAAAAAGGGUUUGUGUGGAAAAACUGCUCAAUUAAAUCUACUCAACGUAACUCACAGUUAGGAAGAAAUAUUUAGCGAUGCCAUGUCAGUGCAUUAGUAUGUUGUGUGUGCACCUGUUUAGAUUUAGUCUUUCAAAUCAUUUUCACUCUUGUGAAAUUCACUUCAAUGUGUAUGUACUGUAUGUACAAUGUAUACGAAUGAAUAUUUAGCUUACCUUUUAUUUUGUUUCACAUUUAAGAUGAUAAACUACUGUUGAACUAGUUAAAUGCACACAGUGAAAUACUUUAUGUAGUAAAGUAGAAUUUAAGUGAGUAGACAUUUUGGUGACGCGUAGUUGUGUAUGAGAGGAACCACAAUAUGCAAUUGGCUGUCUUUGUUUAAAACGCAGAGCGAACAGGUGGCGUCAUGUCUGGUUAAGUGAAAAACAAAACUGAUGUUAAAAAUAGUUUUCACUCACAUAUGUAUGUUCCCUUGAACAUCUUUUAUAUAAGUUUUAGUUUCCUCUUUUGCCGUGUGUGAAAAUAUCAACCUUUAUUUUAAUGCUAUCCGACGUAUUUUCAAGUUUAAAUGUGUGUGUACACGUGUGAUUAACUCAGACAAUCCACCGAGAGAAACUGCAUUUGUUGACACUUUUCAUUAUGUAUUUUCAUUGUGAAAAUGUACACAUUAUUGGAUAUGAAUAUAUGGAGUAUACUUGCAUACAGUAUUUUACUAGUUUAACCUUAGCUAAGAACACAUUUAAAAUGUAUUCACUUCUAUUUUACGAUGAAUGUAAUUUAUUAAAGUGACGUUAGCUCUGCCGCAGGUUCCUCAAAGGGCCAUGAUCUGUUGUUUUAGCCUUUGAAAAGUCGUCUCUGUUGAGGGAUGAGAUGUUGGAGCAAAGAGUAGCUUCAGACGUUUCAUCCUUGUCACUGCCUUGUCACCUGUGAGGGAAAACAAACCUGUGUACGAUCGAGGCAAUGGAAUAGUUUUUAUGUACAAGAGUGUAUCGUUCGUACCACAUUUGACAAACUUGUUCUCUGUUUGUUCACUUCUCACAAUAACACAUUAGAUUGUACUGUCAGGUGUUUGACUUUAUUAAGCCAUGGUGAAACACUGUAAGUGAGCCAGUGCAUAAAGAAAUAAUCAGAAUUUAUUUGUUUGACAUAGUUUCCUCUGUAUGUGAACAUCUUAAAAAAAUAAUCCACCGCAGAUUGACCUACAUUGUUUUAAACUUUUUUUCUAUAAACAUAUAUAUAUAUAUAUAUGAUUACUUUCAAAGUUUAGGUUGUCAUUAGACAGAUUAGUUUCCCUAAUUUAUUAUAUAAAAGGCAUAUUUCUGAAUGUUUGUUUCAUGUUUUGGCAAAAAGCUUGAAUGUCACUAUACACCUGCAUAUGGAGGAUGUUAUGAUAUUUUGAUCACCUAGUCUAAAUUAAAUGGACAGUAAGAAUGUUUGGUCUGACUGACUGACGGAAACAUUUGUCUUAAGCACUUUGUUGACAGUCAGACGACUGAGAAGACAUGCUUUUUGUGAACUUUGCCUUAUCUUAGAACCUAUUCCUAAGUUUGCAUUUGUUCAGUAAUUGUGAGUUCAAUAUUGUUGAGUAACUAAAACCAAUUUGUGA
Molecule: messenger RNA, 5193 nt
Organism: Limanda limanda (common dab)
Lineage: Eukaryota; Metazoa; Chordata; Actinopteri; Pleuronectiformes; Pleuronectidae
Product: muscleblind-like protein 2a
Exons: 9
Coding region: 718-1920 (400 amino acids)
Molecular function (GO): metal ion binding
Source: RefSeq, a predicted model, not a curated record